AUGGCUGAUUUGGGUUGUACUGAUAUAUUAAUUUUUCAUGAUGACGAGAUGAAGCCCAAGAAGAAGUCUACACGUAUUUUGGAGGAGCUAGAGGAACAUAUGACAAGUGAGGGGAUGGAAAAGGAGUUCCAAAAGCAUAUGAAAAUGAAGUCCAGCUCAUCAGUUGAUGAUGCACGAUUUCGUGGCAACGAAAAGAUGCGUGAACUGGCAGACGAUAUGCCAUUUUGUGACAACAUGACAAAUAUCAAUGGCGAUUCUCCGCUUCAUGUUGCUGCAAGAGCUAAGAAUCUUGUCGCGGUUAGGAAAAUUCUGGACUUGGAUAAGCACUUCAAGACAUCUGAAGAGGAGGCUGAACCUAUGGACAAAGUGGAGCUUAUAAUUAAUCUGAACAUAAGCAAAGUGGUCUGGCCUCUUAUUGGACUUAGAAGUAUCAUUAUGGUUGUAAAUCGCCAAUGUGCUAAAGUUAUCUCUCUUAUUGGUCUUGACCAACUUUGGGUCUCUGUUGAACUUGGAUUAUGUGAGAUGAUGAGCAGAGAAGCGAUCAGUCCUGCACUGGCUCCUAAGGAUGGUAAUUGGGGUUUUGAUAUCGCAGAGCGUGAAGCAAUUCUCCCAGCUGGAACAGUGGAUAAGAAUGCAAAAAGGAUGUAUAAAGAGUUGCCCAAAUGGGAAGAGCCAGUUUUGGGUACAAGAGCUAGAUAUGAGCAAGUGAUUAAUGACCUUGCAGAUAAUUAUCAUACCGAGAACUUGCUGCUUGUCACACAUGGGGAAGGAAUUGGAGUGGCUCUUGCUGCUCUCUUAAAGAAUGCCAUAGUAUAUGAAGUAGACUAUUGCGCAUAUGUAGAGCUUAAACGACCCAUUUUCAAGGAAGAUCAAUCUUUUACUGCUGGAGAGUUUGAAGUGCUUACUCGUUCUGGUCAAACCGGCAUUGGUUUUAUCCACCCGAGUGCUUAAACCAUUGACGCCAGCAAAACAUGAUAGUUAGGAAGCAUAGAUUGGGACUGGAACCACACUUCAUGUCUGUGGAUAAAAUCUUCCUCAUAGUCAGACUAGGAAUUCAAAAUAUCGAAGGAGGAGGCAUUUCCCCAGUUUGUUCACAGUGAGUUAAGCAUAAACUUUGCUGAUUGAUUCCUGCGUUGUUGCAAAAGUAAAAUUUGUCUAUCCUGUGCUGCUGUAAGCCGAAAUAGGAUUACCCCUCCUUGGAUUUGUAUUUGAAUUUUUUCUACCAGAUAAGGUUUUGCAGAACUAACUCCAGACUUGA
Molecule: messenger RNA, 1258 nt
Organism: Neltuma alba
Lineage: Eukaryota; Viridiplantae; Streptophyta; Magnoliopsida; Fabales; Fabaceae
Exons: 6
Coding region: 1-951 (316 amino acids)
Molecular function (GO): protein binding
Source: RefSeq, a predicted model, not a curated record